AUGGCUGACAGCGAAAAGGCAAGCAGGGUUGAUGAUCCUUUUAAGGUACUCUUUGUCAGUGUUAUCGUCUGAUAUUUGGAUUUAUUUUCGAUAGGAAACUGAGGAACAACUGAAGAGACGUGGUAUAGCAAAAGAUAAAGAUGUUUCAGAGAUUUACUUGGGGAACAGGUAGAUUAUAAAUGUUUGUCACUGACACGGGAAGAUAUAAAUAUAUGUUUUGGACCGUUCCAUGCUAACUUUCAUAUAAGUAAUCAGUUUAUAUAACAGUUAACUGAAGCCCUUCGGAUUACUUAAUAACAGUGUGGAUGUUUUAAUUCAAGGGAUUAUUUGAUGUUUAGCUUUUAAACAUCAAUCGAAAUGCGUCAAGUUUAUGGUUCACAUUUAUGCAGAGUUUGUAAUUGAUUGAGCUUAUUUCGUGGAGCCUUGAGUACCACCUAUGCCCCAGAGCGAAUAAGCUGAAUUUUACACUUAUUGGAGGACAGACGCAUACAUGACGUCACCCUUCUUUUUCUUACCGCAUUUUGUUGACAUCUGUGAUCUAUUACUGAACAGAUGCAUGGCAACACCACAUUUAUUUCUUAAAUAAAACAAAUCACAGAGAUACAAACCACUGGAGUCUGAAAUCUGGGAAUGUUUGAGUUUGGAUGAUGUCUCUACCCCUCCCUCCAACACUCCACCUCCCAAAGUGUUGACAGUUGACAGUCAACAGCCACAUACUCAACUUGACUUCCUCCCCAUUUUGAUCUCACUUUCAAGGUCAAAGCCCUACUAGUAUUGAAUCUCAGGAUGUUCUGGUCAAAAACAAGUAAAACAAUAAUAGAAAUGCAGUCAAUUUUUGUUUAUUGUUGUGCUUUUUAUACCCACAGAGCACUUGAGGAAGUGGCUGACUUUGGGAAAUAUAGAAACUUACAAAUUGUUUGGUUGAAUGGAAAUAAGGUGGAAUUUUAUUAUUACCAUACAUUUUACUUUAUGUGUGUUAUCUUAUGGUUUUAUCACAGGAAUAAGGAAUCUAAAAUAAAAUGAUGUAAUUGUUGUUAUCACUGGGUAAUGGGUGGCAAACUUGCCAUUGGGUGUAGGCUUAAGCUUUGGAAAAUUAAUGAGGCUGUGAUUUCUGGCUAAAACCCUUACAGUGCCUCUUGUCCCCCCCUCCCCCUCACCCAGGGGAUAUAAAUAAGUCUUAACUUGAGCUAAGUAGUCCACCUAGCCAGAGCCUAUCCCAGUUUCCUCAGGAAUAACACAAGGAGUACCGCUACUCUCUGGAGAUAGGAUGUCAGUCCAUUGCAAGGUCCCUCCACCCCAACAUUUUAUCAGGCUUCCCUGACAAUUCAAAGACAUCCAUUUAUAAAAUCUAAGAUGGUGAGAGGCAGUGUGAGAGUGUAAUGUUUUGCUGAAGAAUAACUGACCAUUGACCCGGCCAGAGCUUAUUGACCAGGGGACCAGCGCAUUGACAUUACACCACUGCACCUCUGACACACAGGAGUAUAAAUGGGUACUAACAGGAAAGCAUAUUAAAAUUUAGAGAUGUAACUUGGAUGGAUUAGCUUUCUGGAGAGGUGUGUUGUACACCUCUAUAGCUUGGCCCAAGUUCAGACCUAUCAUUCUAUGGAAGAUGAUUUCAACUUAUUUAAACUCAGCUCACCAUAAAAAUUUUUUUCCUCCUUUCUUAACAUGUUGUUUGGGUUGAAAAGGCAAUAAACCCUUUCAUUCCCAACUGAUCCCAAUAGUAAUUAUCCUUACUGACUGCUAUACAUUUCUUUUAAUGGUAGCUCAGAGAAUUUGGUAUUGGAUCAACUAAUAAUCCCCUAAUCAAUAUUUUUCUGUAUUCUCAUCACUUGUUUGCUUGAUAUUGUAUUGAUAUUGUGAGGAGAUAUCUCUCUUGGUCUCUCAUGAGAGUUUAAGGGUUCAACCAAUCAGAUGUGUGGUAAUUUUGUUUUUGGGCAUAAUUAUGGGCUUUAGAAUGAAGUUUUUCAGGUUUUCAUAGCUUACCUGUAUCAUUGCUGACACCAUGUUUAGUACUGUUCUCUUCUUCAUUCUGCAGCUGAGGAAGUUGAACUGUUUUAGCUCAAACUAUCAACUGAGAGAGUUGUACCUUCAAGACAAUAUGUUAGUGGAACUGAAUGGCUCUUUACACCACUUGACAUGCCUUCAAGUAUUAUUGCUGAAUGGAAAUCAGCUGGUAAAACUCACUGACAUUGUUCAUGAGUUAAAAGCCAUGCAGUGCCUAAAGACACUUAGUAAGUUGUCAGACAAUUUAACCCUAUUCACUCCAAGAUCAAAAUGCAUCUUCCUCAGACUUAUCUCUAUAUAUUUCCUGUGGCACUAUCAGGGAGAAUUGGUUUAACAAUUAAGGGGUUCUUAGGUUAGUAAUCAUUUCCUCUGUUCUUGUAACCACAGUGUUUUAUGUAGGGUUGAUGCUGUAAGGAGAAAAUAGAUGCUGGUCACUCUUAGGGGUCAGAGAGUUAAUUUAAACCUUGUUUAUUGGGGUGACAUAUUACAUAUUCAUAGGGGAGAGUGGUAUUUUUUUUCUGCUCAUUUAAAGCUAUAAGAUUUUCUUAAGUGGAGAAGUUAUCAUCAUAUGGGGAAAGGGUACUUCAUUAUAUGGGAUGUAUAGGUGUUUUUGUGUCAAACAAUAUAGGUUAACAUAAAAUUGAAUGUGUGCUGGGAAAAAGUGAGUAUUUAUUGACUGCUAGUUUGUACUUUAAAAUUGUCUCAUAUUUCCUUGUAAAACUCUGGGUGAAGUUGAUGUUGAAUUGAAAGAUUUUAUUCCAACUGCCCCUUAAAUUUGUGUCUGGAUUGUGGACACCAAUAAGUUCUUGCAUACUGUACACUCUGAAGCUGGAAAUUAAGUCUGGCAAAAUAAUUUUUUUCUUCAAUAGAGUAGGUAAAAUCACUAAGCAAAACAAUUUUCGUAUGAACCUUAUACAAGAAGUGAUGUUGUAAUUUAUAGUUACUCAUAUAACAUUGUAUUUCAGACCUCUUUGCUAAUCCACUGGCUCAGGAUUAUGACUACAGAAGCUAUGUUAUACAUCAUCUACCCUCCAUUGAACUGCUUGAUAGGAAAGGUAAACAACAUGUCAUGACAUUUGGUGGAAAAAUAAUAAGUGUUCAACCUUUCACUCAACAUCAAGUAUCAAUUAGCUGCAAUGUCUUCCACACAUUUUCUUACAAUUUAAACUCUGGGAAUUAUUUGGGUGUUAAAUCAGACAAUAUACACUUGUUGAUGCUCUUCUUCUCAUUAUCUCUCUGUUUGAACAUUUAUUGAUAUUUCAAGGAGAAAUUAUAUUUUGGUCACUAUAGAUCAGGGUUACAGAGGUAAGGUUUAAAAUUGGUAAUGAGCGUAUUCUCUAUGCAGCAAAGGCAACUGAGGUCCAUUUCAAAUGAUGUACUUUUGCUGUUCAGCCAGAUUAGACUAUGACAUAGGGAACAUACAGUAGCUAUUCAAAUUCUGUAAUUCAGUGUUUAAAAAAACCCUGACUUGCAUGUAGUAACAUUCAGUAAGAACCUAAAUGAGAUAAUGAAUUGUAGACCCACUGGCAGAAGAUCGGUUGAAACAAAGGGUGUACAGAUGUUUGCUUUGUAACUACAUAGUGAGACAUAUCACACUAUUCUGAGGCAUUCCUAACUACUGUUCUUGUUUCAAAAAUGCCAGUAAGAACAAUUGUCUCCACUUUUUCAACCUAAAAACAUUCUAAACAUAGCAUAUCAGGGAAAAUGCCACCAUCAAAUUUCUAACCUUACAUCACAAUUUAAUUUUGUACCAGACCUCUACCUUCUAAUAUCCAAUUCUUUAGAAAAGGAUUCUGAUACCUUGUAGAGUUCUGACAAAUUUUACUUUGACAGUUUGAUAAGGUUCCCCAAGGUUGUGGGGACAAAAUAUUAAAGAAAUCAAUUCAAUUUCUAGAAAUCACCAAAGCGGAAAGGGACAAAGCCAGGAAAAAAUACGAUUCACAUCGAGAGAUGGUGAAACAAACCGUAGCUUUUGGUCGCCGAGCGGACGGUCCACCGAAACAAGUCUAUCACCCCCCACCUUCAGGGAUGCUAGAAAGCUUUGGUUUUGACGAAGGUAACUUUACUUUACAGACCAGAGGUUUUUGCCCCGUAUAAGAUCACCUCUGUCCCUUCCUCAGUCCAAGUUUUCGUCCAAAAGGAUGUUUUGCUGUAAGGAUAGCUGUAGAGUGGUAAACAAUACGUCUGUGUCGAGAACGCUCGGCAGUUGUAUCUGUAAGUUUUCUAAAAGCUGGUGAGCGAUGACCCACUAACCUCGUCAGACAAACACUUGAGAGCUACUCCAAGGCAGUUUGAGUAUCAGAACAUAUUAGCUGGAAUUGCGAAUGAAGUGACAUGUUCUUUAGGUUUGCAAGAAGAGUAAAUGGUGUUUAAUAAAACCUGAAAGUCGCUAUUAUUUCUGAUUCUUUACUUUCUUUCCAGAUCAUUUGACAAACCUCCCCACGAACAAAAAAUGACCGUAUUUAUGAAAUGUUCGCACUUACGAUUACACAAUUAACCGUUAGCCGUAAAAUGGCCACAAUUUUUAACCGAUAACCGUAAAAGCCAUAACCCCAUCGAAACCCUCAGUCUUCCACGAAGUUCCCAGUCGUGCAUUUUGACUAAGAGAUUGUUUGCUUCUUGGUACAGAUGACUGUGAAGAGCAGAAUGGUGACAAAUCUGAUAGUGUCUCAAGGUUGGUGCUAAUUACAUAAUGAUCCUUUAAGUGACAUGCUUGUUGUGAUGUUUGUGUAAUUGAAUCUUUCAGUGACCACCAGGCCAUUCUUGCGGAAUCGAUAAAAAGGCGAGGUCUUCAGCGGUCCGUUAUGCAGUACUCCACAUUUGAUUGGUCUUCCAUUCCUUUGUCACAAGAAAGGAGACUUGUUCCAGAGAGUGUACCUGAUCAGCCUCGAAUUUUAACUGUGCGAUUUCGAUAACCUCGGCCAACUAGCACCCUUUCCCCCCGACAAGUACAUUACCAUUCAUUGUUUUACAGUGUACCGGUGAAGAAGUUCGAACCCCUAUGGAGGGGUCUGUAGCUUUCCCAAACCCACCCCUGCAAUAUAAUACAAGAUUCGAAUUUUUUUUUUUACCUGAAAAAUUCUCCCAGACUCCCAUAGAUACAU
Molecule: messenger RNA, 5111 nt
Organism: Pocillopora meandrina
Lineage: Eukaryota; Metazoa; Cnidaria; Anthozoa; Scleractinia; Pocilloporidae
Source: the annotation of a GenBank genome assembly